Messenger RNA from Microcebus murinus (gray mouse lemur), 6389 nucleotides. RefSeq names its product amyloid beta precursor protein binding protein 2 (gene APPBP2). NCBI's taxonomy places the organism in Eukaryota, Metazoa, Chordata, Mammalia, Primates, Cheirogaleidae. Gene Ontology annotation, cellular component: Cul2-RING ubiquitin ligase complex. Gene Ontology annotation, molecular function: protein binding; ubiquitin-like ligase-substrate adaptor activity. The record is from RefSeq and is a predicted model, not a curated record. Gene Ontology annotation, biological process: proteasome-mediated ubiquitin-dependent protein catabolic process; intracellular protein transport.
CGCCGCACACGCAGUCCCGCCCCUGCAGGGAUCGGCGCUGGGACGAAACCCAGGUUCUCCGCAAACCCGGAAUGUGAGGCUUUGGCCUGGCAGUCGGCUGUUCCCUGUCCCACCCUUUCCCCAGGCUGCGUCCGCUGCCGCUGUUCCCGGCUCGCCCCGGACGAGACAGGGCGGCCGUGCCCUUCUGCCGUGUGCCCGCGUGGCUGCCGCCGACCCUCCAAAUCCUCCGGGGCCGCAGAGGAGUUCGCUACGGAGGGAGGCGGGGGCCUUCGGGAGGAGGAGGCGGAGGAGGCGGAGGAGGAGGGAAGGAAGAUGGCGGCCGUGGAACUAGAGUGGAUCCCAGAGACUCUCUACAACACCGCCAUCUCCGCUGUCGUGGACAACUACAUCCGCUCCCGCCGAGACAUCCGCUCCUUGCCCGAGAACAUCCAGUUCGAUGUUUACUACAAGCUUUAUCAACAAGGACGCUUAUGUCAACUGGGAAGUGAAUUUUGUGAAUUGGAAGUUUUUGCUAAAGUAUUGAGAGCUUUGGAUAAAAGACAUUUGCUUCAUCAUUGUUUUCAGGCUUUGAUGGAUCAUGGUGUUAAAGUUGCUUCUGUCUUGGCCUACUCAUUCAGUAGACGGUGCUCUUACAUCGCAGAAUCAGAUGCUGCAGUAAAGGAAAAAGCCAUUCAGGUUGGCUUUGUUUUAGGUGGCUUUCUUUCAGAUGCUGGAUGGUACAGUGAUGCUGAGAAAGUUUUUCUUUCCUGCCUUCAGUUGUGUACUCUGCAUGAUGAGAUGCUUCAUUGGUUUCGUGCAGUAGAAUGUUGUGUGAGGUUGCUUCAUGUGCGAAAUGGAAACUGCAAAUAUCAUUUGGGUGAAGAAACAUUUAAGUUAGCUCAGACAUAUAUGGAUAAACUGUCAAAACAUGGCCAGCAAGCAAACAAAGCUGCACUUUAUGGAGAGCUUUGUGCACUCCUAUUUGCAAAAAGCCACUAUGAUGAGGCAUAUAAAUGGUGCAUUGAGGCAAUGAGAGAAAUCACAGCAGGCUUGCCAGUCAAAGUCGUGGUGGAUGUUUUAAGACAAGCUUCUAAGGCUUGUGUAGUAAAACGUGAAUUUAAGAAGGCAGAACAGUUAAUUAAACAUGCAGUGUAUUUGGCACGGGAUCAUUUUGGAUCCAAACAUCCAAAAUAUUCUGAUACACUGCUAGAUUAUGGGUUCUACUUACUCAAUGUAGAUAAUAUCUGUCAGUCUGUUGCAAUUUAUCAGGCAGCUCUUGACAUUCGACAGUCAGUGUUUGGUGGCAAAAAUAUCCAUGUAGCAACAGCUCAUGAAGACUUGGCUUAUUCUUCUUAUGUUCACCAGUAUAGCUCUGGGAAAUUUGACAAUGCGCUAUUUCACGCAGAAAGAGCUAUUGGUAUCAUUACCCACAUCCUACCUGAAGAUCAUCUUCUUUUGGCUUCUUCAAAGAGGGUGAAAGCACUUAUUUUGGAGGAGAUUGCAAUUGACUGUCAUAAUAAGGAAACUGAACAGAGGCUGCUUCAAGAAGCUCAUGAUUUGCACCUGUCUUCACUCCAGCUAGCUAAAAAAGCUUUUGGGGAAUUUAACGUACAGACGGCAAAACACUAUGGAAACCUUGGAAGACUUUAUCAGUCCAUGAGAAAAUUUAAGGAAGCUGAAGAAAUGCACAUCAAAGCAAUUCAGAUUAAAGAGCAACUUCUUGGUCAAGAAGAUUAUGAAGUAGCCCUUUCAGUGGGACAUCUGGCUUCUUUAUAUAAUUAUGACAUGAAUCAAUAUGAAAAUGCUGAGAAACUUUAUUUGCGAUCUAUAGCAAUUGGGAAGAAACUUUUUGGUGAAGGCUACAGUGGACUAGAAUAUGAUUAUCGAGGCCUCAUUAAACUUUACAACUCCGUUGGAAAUUAUGAGAAAGUGUUUGAAUAUCACAAUGUUCUGUCUAACUGGAACCGGUUGCGAGAUCGGCAGUAUUCAGUCACCGACGCUCUUGAAGACGUCAACACCAGCCCCCAGUCCACUGAAGAAGUGGUGCAGUCCUUCCUGAUUUCUCAGCGUGUUGAGGGACCGAGCUGCUGAGGGAGGACCUCAGUUAACCAAUUACCUUUUCCCAGAUUCCAGGGAAUUCAUACUGUGAAAUCAAAACCAUGUUGUUUUUGGGGGCUGGAAUUUGCAUUGAAACACUGGUCCAGUCCAUUGAAGACCCCAUUUUGGGUGAUCCCUAACUUGCAGAGUGUCUGUAGGAAUAAGCAUAUAUUCAGUUAUAUUCAGCAUGAACCGCAUGUAUAAGUAGUCUGGCCCACAUUUUCAACCUAGUAGAACAAACAACAGGAAGUCUUUUUUUCUUUUUUAAAAAAAAAUUCAUUUUGCAGAAAGCCUGAAAGAAAAAAAAGAAUCCCUAAAUAAAAUUAUUUAAGAGUUUAAAAGAGUUGCAUUCUUAUUAUGUAAGGAUGAUUUUAACAACUUUUUAACUUAUAAUUCUUCCAUGUGGAGGUAUUCAAUACUGUAUUAUAAAGAGAUUUUAUGGGGAAAAUCUUUAUAUACAGUAUAUAAAAGUUAACACAAAUACUAAUUAAAGAGGGACAUCCUGACUUAGGUUUGGCUACCUUACCCAGAGACGUGGAUACAACCACUCUCCAGAGCUCUAUUACAAGGGAAGGACUGUCAGAUUCAUCUGAACUGGACCAGUGUUGAUCUGUAAGUAAUAGAAAAUCUGAUAGACCAGCAGUUUUAACCAUUUUCUUUUUUUGGUACAACAAUGCAAGAUGCUCUGAUAGCAUUUGCUAACAGGACCAGGAGGAUCUAAAAAGGACCAGCCUAAUGUAGAAGGUGGUUAUUUGGACCAGAGGCUUUAGAUUAUUAUUUUAGGCCCUGCAUAUACUUUAUCAGUAGAAUGAUUUCAUUUAGAUGUAUAAUGAAAAGUGAUAAUGCAAAAAUUAUAUUCAUAUAAUAGGUAAUGAAACUAGGGAAAUUGGCAAUUUCAAUGGCGUAUCUUUAGUCAAGGUACACAGAUGGCAAUGCCAUGGCAAUUCUAUAAAUAUUGCAGCCAUCCCUCUCAUUUUAAAUAUUGCCCUAAUAAUCAGUGCAGUUAACAAGUAUUUGGCUGAGAGUCGUGAAAUAACUCAUGUCCACAUGGGAAUUUUAAGUUACUAUAUGGUUUGUGGGGAUUAAUGGCAGAUGAAUGCUCAAAAAUAAAAGUCUUAGAAAAUCCUUCAUUUUUAUGGCAAAUAAUAGUAGAACUGGGUCAUUUUAUUUAAAAUCCAAGAUUCAAAUAGAAAAAUCCCCUAAUGAUAUGUCUAUUUCACUAUUUUGUCUUUUUGUUUGUUGAGUUUUUUUGGUCUUUUUUCUUUUUUCUUUUUUUUUUUGCCCCAGAUGUGCUCACAGGAAUUUAUUUUAUUUUUUAAAGCCAGUCAGAUUAUUUGAAGUUGAGGUAAUACUCAAAUUUGAGACUUUGUGACAUGUAGCCAUCCCAGAAACAAAAAGGUCUUUUGCUGUUACCUCAAUUCUUAACUAUAGUGGCCCCAUCUGAUGUCUCUAUAGUCAAGAAUCUGGGUUUCCCCCUAUUUUCAGGGGUUCAUGACUUGGCUGUUAAAGAUGUUGCUCCUGGCUAAUGCUUGGAUUAGUUUGUGAGUGAGUGGAUGUGUGUUGAAUUUUGGUUUUCUUUUAACAUGCAUGUUGCGUGGGAGGGGAAAAAAAUCAAACUGUCUGCCACAUUGAGUAUAGAACAAUUACUUGGAGAUUUCAGAUUUUAUUUUAAGCACUUUUUUGAACUUUCCUACUAAAAACUUGUUUCAAACGGUUAUUUGCAGUCUUGUGAGCCAAGUCCCCAGGAGGGAAUCGACUAGGGGUAUACCUAAAGAGAUGGAGCAAACCCACACUCUAUGAUGAUAAUAACUAUGUGAUUUAGAAACCCUCAAAUUGAAUUAUUUUCUUUUUAAAUUUUGGGAAAAGUUGGCACAAACCUGCAGUUUGCUAAGGUGAUCUCCUUCCCAGUUAAUUGCAAUUUAAUGCUGAGAGGCUCCUCUUUAUCAGCUACCAAAUAGUCUUAAGUUACUCAGCUCUGUCCUCAUGGGCCUAUAUAUUUAAUACCUCCAAAGAUAUUUUCACGUAAGGCUUUGUAUACUUUUAUUGGUUAUUUAGAAUCCAGUGGUAUAUUUGCGGUAUAGGAAUGUCAUGGUAAAUUGUUUUUCAAUAAAUAUUUUGAAACAUGUUUCCAUAUGAAGUUUUUUCCCCCCCAAUCAAUCUGUACUUUGCAUUUGUGCACAUGCAUCAUUUCCUAGGAUAAAAUCUAGCAAAUGACUUACAGCCUCAUCCUCCUUAACUUGGUUUGAACUCAAUUUAGCUCACACUCAGUAAUAAAGCAACAUGAUAUUUAGAAGCCUAGGAUCAUAGGGUGAUACUAAGUGGCAGCCAGUUCUUUUUUAAAACAUCAUAUUGGCAGUUUCUCCUUGCCAUCACUGUUUUAACGUAGUUUUCUGUAAAUCCAUACAUUUUGAUUUAAAGCAUACACUCUAGCUUAAGAAAACAGAUUUGCCAUUUCUGUUAUAUGACUUAAUAUGCUAUUAUUUCUGGUUCUGAUGAAUAAUACCAUAAUUUUAAGUGUAGGAUUUAUCCUUUCAGUAAGGAUGUUUAGGAUAAGCUCGAGAGAUGAAUGCCACCAUGAUUUAUUGGGUUAAAAAAUCUUGAAGAAAAGAAUAAAAUUUACCUCGCAACAGCAGAUAGCUUGCACAGAGUUUUUACAUAUGGUGGGGUUGUGUAUAAGGAAACCCUGGCCAACUUAAAAUUGAUUUUUCUGGAAGUUCAGUGAAAUAAUGUUAAAUUAGGGGUCUCUUGGUCUCAACCUUCUUUGACUUUUCUUCUACCCAGUCUUUUUCCUAAAGUUUGGUGCUACUCAAGUUGGGUGCAUCAGGGAGCUCUGCUAACACUUGCAUGUGUCACACAGGUGGCCAUUCAUGCCUGCACUCAGUUUAAUAGAGCCAGUUGGGUUUUUUAGAGCAUAACUCUUAGGGGUCCUCAAAGCUGACUUUGCCCAAAGGAUUGGGCCCCUUACUACCAUUAAAUCUCUGUCUCUGCUUGGUUAAAAAAUGAACUCACUAUUGCUUUGUAGUAAUGCCUGCCCAGGUAUUCUUUCAUUCGUGAAAAUUAAGGAUUUUUUAGAAAAGCCUUUGUUCAUAGCCUAUUAGGAAGAGUUCAUAAUUUUGUGAAAAUAAAGUACAGAGGCUGCAAUCUUAGAAAUAAUGAGGGGAACGUUUGGCUGCUCCUUAUAGUACACACAGAAAGCUGAACAGCAAACACAUGCCUAAAACAUGAUUGAUGCUUUUGGCCAAAACUUUGCAAAUUGAAGGAAUGAUUUGCUAAGUAGCAAAUAUUGUUAGCUGCCACUUGUUUUUUAUGUUUUCCCUAGAAUUGGUAGCCUUGCUGCUUCCAAACUUCUUCUUCUGUAUGGCAAAGUUACUACUGGAAAAAUGCUAAUUUAUAAGUGCAAAUUUUUAAGAGUUGUAUUUUUGCUUUAAAAAUUAAUGUCUGUUUCACCUCUUGGCUUUGGAGGAAGGACCUCAGUUGCCAGGAAAUUCUUUUUUUUUUUUUUUAAUAUGACAUUUGGAUUAAUCUCCAGCUUGAAUACUAGUAGUUCUUUUGUCCACAAAUCUCAGGAAUGUUUUAGGCAGAAAACUGGUUUUACCCUGUUGAUGAUCUGAAGGAGUGUGCUUUAGGAUUUAUUAAAUAAUACUAUUCUUUAAUUGCAAUCCUAGGUAUCUAUAGCAUGAGUGGCCUUAGUGAGUUUGUUGAAGUGCACAUGUUUUUCAAAAGUAAAAUUUAAGAUUAAAAUAUAUGCUAUAUAUAGAUAUCUAGAAAACUUGGUUGUGGUGCACAGUUAAGUGUUGGAUCACUAAAUAACCAUUGCAGGUACCAUUUGUGUAAUAUUACUCAUUUCUGUAUAUUCCUUUUAUGGGAAAAUAUGUUGCCAUGGUAACUAAAACCUUUCAAUUUAGUUCUACUUUUAUGAUGUGAAUGAAUGCUACAUUUUAUUAAAUAUUACCAGGUCAGUACUAUUUUUAUACUUUAUUAAGCAACAGGGGAUUUUAGUUUAAUAGGCUCAAAAUAAAAAGCUCUUAAUGGAACAAUUAAAAGCAAAUUACUAACAAUCUUUACAUGAAAAAUCCCCACUAAUAGUGCCACAGUAAUUUCUAUAGAAAUAUCUAAGGUCAUUAAAUAGAUUUUUGAAGACAGUUCUUCAUUGUGUCAGAAUGACCUUUCAUAUCAUUCUCACCAACUUGUAGUGCCCACCAUUAUUUGUAACUAUUAAACCAUACUAAGUAUGUUUGUAACCAGCAUUGUGAUAUAUUCUGUACUUGUAUUGCUAAAAAUGAAUUAUUGACCUAAUAAAUAUAGUGUUCCUG